UCAGAGUUCAUCCAUCUUUACAUGCACGACGAACGAUGGAAGGCCAUUUGAUGCUUCUCGGCGGCUCCAACGAAUCAUCCCACAAAGCUGACGGCUGCUGGCUGGGAAAUGGUCAAGUGUUCUAUGUCGUCGUAGCCGAAGGCUACUUGCAGUUAUACUUGAGAGCUGACCGACAUGAGCUACAAGAAAAGGUGGCGCUGACUCGAAAGCGUGUGUGUGUCCGUCGCGCGCAGAAAUCUCUGUUUCAAGUGGACAUUUCACACCGUUUUGGGGGUACGAAAGUGCCGAGUGCUGCACCAAGGAAGCUCACGUUUCUCGCCUCCAGUGUUCGCAGUGCCGAGAUGUGGGUCCAGUUCCUUUGUCGUUGGAACCGCGUGGGCUUUGCCGCCCCUGUUCUAGUCGACCAAGCACCCGAACACAUUGAGACGUUACAUCUGCUGCUCAAGCAUGCGUACAUGGCAGACGAAGACAAGUUUGUAUCGCAUCAACCGCAGCGAAGAUGGUGAAGGCGGAUAUUUAUGUUGAGUGGCCACCUCGACAACUUGGACGAAGCUUAGCGGUGUUUGAUGGGCAUUGCAAUGUACUAGUAGGAUACUUUUGCACCACGAUAUAACGUGGCGACUUUACCGGUAAUAAUCUAACGUUAGCAACGUUAACAUAGCUUGAA
Molecule: messenger RNA, 667 nt
Organism: Aphanomyces astaci
Lineage: Eukaryota; Oomycota; Saprolegniomycetes; Saprolegniales; Verrucalvaceae
Exons: 1
Coding region: 36-506 (156 amino acids)
Source: RefSeq, a predicted model, not a curated record